Cuscuta epithymum is the source of this 3096-nucleotide messenger RNA. Lineage: Eukaryota; Viridiplantae; Streptophyta; Magnoliopsida; Solanales; Convolvulaceae. The record is from the annotation of a GenBank genome assembly.
UUUAGCAUGUUUAGGGGCUCCUAAUACACUCCCCAUACACCCCAUUCGAACCCCCAAAGAGAUAAGAGAGCAAGGGAAUCCACACAACCCAAGAGAGGAGGAAGGAGGAGAGCAGUCCGCAGGUUCGUUCUUCAGGGCGUAGCUCUGAUUGUUUGAGCCAUAACUUGAGAUUUACUCAUCCAAAUAAGGCGUGCGAGAUACCAACAGAAAGCUCUCAAGACGAGGAAUCCGUGAAGGUCUGGUUUGCAUCAAUCGGAGUAGUGGAAGGCUUCCAAAUCGACCGAGCAAAACACGACCUCGCAGAAUACGUCUUUGUAUUCAAAGUUAGGGAACGAAUUCGUCGGGAAACACCCGUUCUAGGGACUGUUUUUGCAUUUUCGGUUAGGAGUUGAACUAGCACUUUGAGGGGGCUGUUUAACACUCAAUUCCAAGCAAGGAAUCAGUUCUCAAACCUUCUUGGCCGAGGCUUUGGUCGUUGGAGCGAGAAGGAAGGUUUUAAAGCACAUUUGAGAUGUCUGGAGGAAGACGUGACGAUCCCAUUUUUGAGGAGCCACCACUAGGACGGGAAGACCCGCCACCUCGGCCUGAUAUCCCAUUUGCUACUAUUGCUGAUCGCAGACGCUUCCAGACAUGGGGGCAAUACCGCACACUCCUUCCUCCCAUGAUUCUGGACCAGACGAUGCUUAGUUUUGCUUCUUCCUUGACAUUUUUUUAUUGUGUUUGUUUGUUUCUUCAGGUUGGACAUUGCGCUGCUCUUUUGACUUGAAUGCUCUUACAAACUGACUAUGGAUGAUGUAAGGAUUUUAAAAAAACCAUUUUAUUCCUGUUUCAUUAUUCCUCUUCACAAAAUCUUUUCAAAACUCAAGUGUGAGGAAAGAACCAAAAAAAAAAAAAAAAAAAAAUGUGUCUUUAUUUCAAGGUUUUGUGCCUUAAAAGAAGACCUCGAGGGCGAGGUCUAGCUCAAGUGUGAGGAGGUUGCGUUUUACACUCAAAAAAAAAAAAAAAAAAAAGUUAAAACCUUGCUUUAGAACAAUCUUUUUACUAUUUUUGAUAUGAAACAUUAAUUUCUCAAUUUGUUAUCAAUCACAUAAUAGUUUAGGUAAUCACCCUUAUUAUAAGAAUUUACUUUUAUUAUUAUUUUUAGAAAACUUAAAUCUGUUAUGGGUUUUUGGUUGUGAAUGUAAAGGGCUGAAUUUGUUUUAAUUGGACAUUCAUUCUAUUCAAAAAAAAAAAAAAAAAAAAUGAUAGUUUAUAUUAAUAAACCUCUUCAAAACUCAUUGUUAUAGGACAAUUCCAUCUCCGAAAAGGGGCUCUGUUUCAUUCGUUAAUCACAGUCUGUGAGAAUGAAAUAUGCAUUUACCAUGGGAUAACACCGCCAACAAGAGUGAAAAAGAGCAAAAAAAAAAAAUAAAAAAAAAAUAAAAAAAAAAUAAUAAUAAAAAAAAAAAUGGUGAACAAAAUGAAUGUCCAAAUUAGAAUAAUGAAAACCUUGGGAUAAGGAAUUGAUUGGUGGUUUAACAUAAUAAAUAGUUUUUCUUAAGUAAUACUAAUUUUAAAUUCUUGUAUUUUGGGUGAUUUUUCUAAAAUGUUUAAAGAUUGAGAAUAAAAAUAAGAGGUUUUUGUUUCUACUUCUUUAAAAUAGCAACUAGAUUGUAAUACAGUUAGACUUUACCUUUUGAGUGUGUUUACAACUAAUUCGUCGCUUGAGGACAAGCAACGCUUAAGUGUGAGGAGAUUGAUAAGUCCAUUUUUGUACUUAUUUUUCUUAUCAAAUUUAAGCGAUUUUUGAAUGAAAAUAGAAAGAAAAGACACAUUUUAUAUAUUUUGGUUCAAGUUUCAUGAAAUCAGGUGAAAAUCACAUCCAUAAUAUGUUUAGCGGGAUUUCGGGUCAAUUGAGCACAAAAUGAGUCAAUUUGAGUGACAAAUGCACUUAUACCGGAAGAAGCAAGCAUUGUAUCAAGGUGAUUCAGAAGACAAAAAUGAAGAGCAGGAAAAGCCGCAUCUGCCAGACAAAAAUGGCAGAAGGCGCCCAAAUAGGCGCCCAAAAUGGAGGCCUUCGCGGCCGCCUACGGGAAAAAUCAGAAGUCAACCUCGCUUUGACCCGGGACCAGGAAAAGACCGAAGGCUACCGACACUGGACAGAAGGCGGCCGCCUACGGUGGCCGCCUACGGCAGAAGGGGACGAAACCAACCACCGGUCGGCCAGACAGGACGGCAGGCGGCCAGACAGGACGGCAGGCGGCCGCCUGCUGGACCGCCUGCGGCGGCCGGGAUCCGCCGGGAUCCGCCGGGAUCCGAUUUGACAUGAAAAGACGGCAGGCGGCCGAUGGGUGACGGAAGGCGGCCGCCCUCUGUGGCCGCCUACGGCUGACGGGGACCGGCCACCGACCGCUGUCGGCGACGAAGACGGCAGGCGGCCGGAGAGAGGCGGAAGGCGGCCGCCUGGUUGGCCGCCUACGGAAGGCGGCCAGAUUCCGACAGAAGGCGGCCGCCCUCUUGGGCGCCUUCGGUGAAAUUUCUGCUAUUAAUAGCAGGCUUUUUCCCCAUCUCAAAGACACCACUUCCAACCCCAAAUCAGUUCAAAACACCUUCUUUCUUCCUCCAUUUUCGAGCUAAAAAGGUCUUAGAGAGAGAGAAACUUCAAUUCUUCAUAUCUUCUUCAUUUUAGCUCCAAAUUGUAAGUUCUUUAUAUGUAUUUUCAUCUUCUCAACGAGUAGAAUCUGAAUCUGCACUUUGUUUGUUCAAUCUGUUCUUCGAAAACUUCCAGAUUAUUUUUCAAGUAUUUCGCAUUUACUUCCAAAAAUUAAAUAAAAUAGUUGUUGAUGUUUAAUUCAUUCCAAUUAAUUAUAUAGUUGUUCAAUAGCCUCAAGGUAGUUAAUUAUCUUAUUAAAGUUAAUUUUCACGAACCAGAAGUAAUUUUUAAUUAAUUUUGGUAAUUAUUUGAUAUUAGUUCGUAAUUUAGAUUAAAUACUAGAAAAAAGGAAAAAAAAUUAGUUCGGCCUUAAUUUCAGUUUAAUUCAUAGUAAUAUCACUCCCAGUAGCUAAAAUGAAAUUUGUAACGAAGUUAGCAUAUUUUUAGUUGCUUUUUGCAUUUUC